This is a messenger RNA of Cannabis sativa, 909 nucleotides long. RefSeq lists its product as uncharacterized. The coding region runs from base 1 to 909 and encodes 302 amino acids. Lineage: Eukaryota; Viridiplantae; Streptophyta; Magnoliopsida; Rosales; Cannabaceae. The record is from RefSeq and is a predicted model, not a curated record. Gene Ontology annotation, biological process: root development; shoot system development. The transcript has a single exon.
AUGGCAAGUUCAUCUUCAAAACUUGGCUCACACCAACCUUCAAGGUCAAUUAGCUUGCCAUCUAGGCUGAAUCCCAAGUCCCAAGGGAUUGAAACACAAUUAAACAAGCUCAAAACUCAAUGUGAUUUCUCAUUUUCAUCAAGAGAAACUCCUAUUGGAAGUGACACAAUCCAAUCUAGCUUGACUUCUCUGGCAGAGUUGUAUGCUUCUACUAAAGAACUCAUUCACUCACCACUAACCCAACAAGCUCUUCUCCAAAACCAUUCGAGAAAAACAAUGGAAGAGACGCUCGACACGUCGAUUGGAUUAUUAGAUGCUUGUGGCGCUGCAAGGGAGUUGCUUCUCGGUAUGAAAGAAAACGUUCAAUCCCUUCAAUCAGCACUGCGACGAAAGGUGGUUGGAGAUUCGAGCAUAGAAAGCAAUGUACAAACCUACAUCAACUUCAGAAAAAAUGCUAGAAAGGAAGUUUCCAAGAGCCUUAAAGCAUUGAAAACAAUGCAAAAGAACAAUAAUAUUUCUUCAAUCCAUUUUGUACAUGACCAACCACUUCAAAUGGUUACUAAAGUGUUGAGUGAGCUAAGCAAUAUUGCUAUCUCAAUCUUUGGUGCUAUGUUUGUGUUCUUAUCUAUGCCAAAAAUGGUCAAUGGAUGGUCAUUGAUCUCAAAGUUGAUGCCUUUAUCAUCAGACAAAGGACACAAGAUUUUCAAUGAAGUGGGCAGUGUUGAUCUUACUCUAUUCUCUUUGCAAACACAAAUGAGAAAGAAUGACACCAAGAUUGAUGUUGAGAUUGUACAAAAGAGAUUGGAGAGUGUUGAUGGUUGUGUUAAUGUUUUUGAAGCAAGAUUAGAUUGCUUGUUUAGAUGUCUCAUACAACAUAGAGUGUCCCUUCUUAAUCUUCUUACCCCUUGA